Molecule: messenger RNA, 2982 nt
Organism: Lottia gigantea (owl limpet)
Lineage: Eukaryota; Metazoa; Mollusca; Gastropoda; Lottiidae
Exons: 6
Coding region: 1-2982 (993 amino acids)
Biological process (GO): regulation of RNA splicing
Cellular component (GO): nucleus; cytoplasm
Molecular function (GO): protein binding
Source: RefSeq, a predicted model, not a curated record
AUGGAAAUGUUUGUUUAUGUUUUAAGUUUCUGCCUGUUAUUUGGGAUGUGUUCUGCUGCUGAAUGCGAUGUUGCGGUUGUUGUUGUUGCCAGUAUUUUUGGAACUUUAGCUGUUGUUUUAUUAGUAAUAGGAAUAAUAGGAUUUUUACUAUGGAAGAAACGGAAAGGAUUACUUUCUGUCAAAUCAAACUCUACACCAAACACGAAAAAUAAAAAAGGUGAUGCAGGACUAUUAAAUGAGAGUGGUGUUUCUCCAACUAGAGAGGGUCAUGUAAAUCCAGCAUUCAACAAUGAAAGUGGCAUCAUCUCUAUGGAAGAAGGUACUGGUGGGUUUAAAGAUUUCACAUCACCAGAUCAUAACAAGCUAUUUUCUUUACAGUCACCCAGUGGUAAAGAUAUCAAUCAGAAGACUUGGGCAUCAUUACCAGGCAAUGAUUUCUCUUCUCCAUUUAAUCGACAAGGUAGCUGUGGAUCAUUAGAUGAUAACUAUCUAAAUGUGGAUCCAGAAGUAACAAGUGUCUGGUUACAAAGUCAAGAUUUUAUUGGUCUUGGUUUCAAUAUAUCUGGUAAUAUGAGAGAUGGUAUAUUUGUCAGUCAUGUCCAUAAUCGUGGUCCAGCUAUUGAAUCAAAUAAAGUUAAAAUUGGCAAGUACAAUUUAUUAACAUUUGACAAUUUAGGAAUCCUAAAGAUAGUGGACCACAGCCAUAUCCGCCCUUCAAGGCAUGCUGAUGGUGAUAAGAUAUUAAGUGUUACCAUAUCAUUUGAGAAUAUUGUUUAUGAAGAUGCUCUGACCAUUCUGAGUUAUGCCUCACCCUAUCCAGUAAAAGUCACACUCCAAAAGGAGAAAGUCAUGGUCACAGAUAGACGUAGCAGUCUUACCAACGAAGCAUUAAGUCAUCCUCUUUACAGAAGUCAAUCCUUGGAUGCCUUACAGCGUGUCGGAAAGGAUUCCUUUAAACCUAAACGUACCUUUAGUGAAAUGAAAUCAGAUUCAAGGAAGGAUAGUUCUCUUAGGAAAGAAUUAUCUAGCAAUGUAUCUAACAACAGUGAAGGCUUUACCUCAACACCAAUAAAAGUUACAGAUAAGACCGUGGAUGGUAGUAAUUUUCAAGUAUCAGAUAUUUUAGUCCAUAAGGCACAAGAUUCAGGACUGGUGUCAGACAACAAAGUAUCUUUAGAUCUUUCUGGAAUUGGAAUGGAUAAACAAGACUUUGAUAUCAGUGGUGUCAAAAGUAAAGUAGAUGAUGUUUCAGUCGAUGUGACAGGAAAAGCUAAAGAUGACUUGAACAGAUACAAAAUUGAUAUGUCGGAUAAACUUGAUGGAGUCAGUAGAAAUGCUUCUGGACAGAUAACAGAUAAACUGAACAAUUUUGGUGUUCCUAGUGAUAUCUCCUCUCAAGUAACCAGUGGUGUAAACAGUCAAAUCUCAAAGGUGAAAGUGAAAGGAGAACAAAAACUAUCAGAUGGAGUAACAGCUAUAAGGACACCAGAUGAAAGGAAAUCCAGUAAUGCCAGAGAAUUUGCCAGUCUUAUGGAUGAGAUGCUAGACAUGAAUCAAUCAUCAGAUGAACCAUUUGGUUCUAUGGAGGUGAAAAGUAUCUCUAACGGAUCAUUAGUUGUUGAGGAUUCUUUUGAUGCUUCAGUAUCUACAGAGAACCAAAUGAGUCCUCCUACUAAACCAACCAGAAAAAAGAAAAGGUCCAGCACUGCUAGUAAUUCAUCUGAGGAAAUAAGUUUAAGUCAGUCUGACAUUAAGAUAGAUUUUGAUAAACACACUGACAAGCCGUCUGUGGUAGAAGAUUUAAUGACAAUUACUAAAGUGAAAGAUGUCUCUGCUGCACCUCCAUCUGGUGAGAUGAUUGAAGAAGACUCCAUUGUAGCAGAAAAGAAAAAACGAGACAUAAGUAUUCUGUCUGAUAAAAUUGAAUUUGCUGCUAAAGAAAAAGAAUCAAACCAGACUGAGCUACCAUCACCAACAUUAUUACGUAAAAUAUUAUUAGAUGGUAUGGACAAUGUUAAAGUCCAUAAAGAACCUGAGCCAGAAGGUGAUCCUGUAGAAGAGGAAGUGAUACAAGCUGUUAAAGUGAGCCGAGAGGAUGCUGCUCCACCAUUACCAAGGACUGUUAGAUCAGAAGAAGAUGGUAAACCAGGUAAAAGAGUUGGUAUCAAUAAUAAUCUUAAUGAUAUUGAUGAUGAAUUGAUUGAUGAAAUUAUUGCCAUGAAUUCCCGACCAAUUGAACCAGCAAGCCUUCCAGGCCGAAAUACCAAAGAAAAUUUUGGAGGUGUUUCUUAUGACAUUCAGGUAGCAGAUUUGGACAAAAUAGAAAAUAAGCUGAGAUCUGAAAUUGAAAAAGAUGGUCCAAAAUCACCCACUGGUGGUAAAGCAUUUGAAAUACGUGAGGAUCUCAGUGGUAAAUUAGUGAAUGUGGACAUAAUGAAAAGUAAUAUUUCACGAACUGUGUCUGAAGCUAUAAUACCUCCUCAUUCUAAUAAUCAUGAGAGUGAUGAUGAAAUAAACAUUAAAAUUUUACGAGCUGGGUCAUUAAAGGAAGACAAACACCACAUAAAGAAUGAUCUUGAUUGGUCAGGCAAACGUUUGAUAAGAUCAGGAGAGUUCGCAGAAAUACCUCAAGACAAUUCAGUGAAAGACUUUACAGAUCAGAGCAAAAUCAGUGAUGGUGGUGAAACAGAUAAUCAUAAAAAAGUGAUCAUUCCCAUUUCUGAUGACUUAAAACAGGAACUUAUAAAAGAAAGUUUAGAUCUGACUAACAUGUCAGAUAUCUCGAGUUCUAAUUCUCCUUCCUCUACACGUAGUGCUUCACCACUCACCACAACCAACGGACCUCCAGAGUUAUCCCCCCUUGCACUGAAGAAGGCUCUAGACUUUCCUUCUUCUGAAAGUUACAGUUCUUCCAGUAGAACAGGCAGCUAUUCUUUUACUCUUAUAAAUAAAUCUGGCGAUGAAGAGGAUGCUGAAUGUUAA